Molecule: messenger RNA, 1317 nt
Organism: Entamoeba histolytica HM-1:IMSS
Lineage: Eukaryota; Evosea; Mastigamoebida; Endamoebidae
Product: RhoGAP domain containing protein
Exons: 1
Coding region: 1-1317 (438 amino acids)
Biological process (GO): signal transduction
Molecular function (GO): GTPase activator activity
Source: RefSeq, a predicted model, not a curated record
AUGAAAGGAUUAUCAGCAAAUGAAAUUAAAAAUUAUCUUGAAGACACCACAUUUCUAAGAGACUGUAUGAAUAGUUUACAAGAAUACACUAGUACUAUUGUUACAUUAUUUCAACAACUUCAUACUGAAAUGGCUAGUUUUUCAAGUAAAUUACAAGAAAUGGGAAAUAUGAGAGAAAUGACGAAUAUGAAUCAAUUAAAGUCAAAAAUGUUAGAACCGUUAUUAAUUUUUGCACAAACACAACAACAAUUAUCAGAAAUAUUUUAUGACAUUCAAUCAGCUACCCAAAGCAUUAACCAAUCAAUUAUUGAUACUCAACAAAUAUAUAUUAAUCCAUUAUUUAAUUCAUUACAAACUCAUAACUCUCAAAGUAAAUGGAAUAUUUGGUCUUGGUGGAGUCAACCAAAUCAAGAAUUUACUGAUGCAACAAAAAUUCAAUUAACAUUAACAUUAGGUAGUUGGGAAUUCAAAUUAAAAUUAGGAGGAACAAUGGAAGCGAUCUAUCGAGCAUUUCAAGAUGGGUCUAUUAGUGCUAGUGGAGAUGAAAAUUUUACAAAAACUAUGACAAAAGCAAGAAUAGAAAAAACAAAAUAUUUCAUGAAAUACAAGAGGUGUCAAGGUGGUUAUCAAGGUAAAACCUUAGACGAAAUUUUAACAAUGGAAGAACGUGAAGGUUCAAUCCCUUCUGGUAUUGAAAAUAUUAUUGAAAAUAUUAAAGCAAAUGGAUAUACUACUGAAGGUAUAUUUAGACUAUCUCCUAGUGAAAAAGAUAUUAGAGAUGUUUAUGAUAGACUAGGUGUAAUCGACUUCGAAGGAUUAGAUUACAUUUUAAUGGCUGCUGUAUUAAAAAGAUUCUUUAGAAAUCUUCCUGAAAAAGUAUUUAAUCGAAUUAAUACUAAUAAAGCCCUUUCAAUAAACAAAAUAAAAGCUUAUAAUAUUGGGACAUUAAAAAGUUUUAUUAAAGGAUUACCAAAGAAUAAUAUUAUGAUUAUAAAACAAUUAUUUGGAUUGUUAUAUAAAAUUAAUACUUAUUCAGAUACUAAUAAAAUGAAUGCUCAAAACUUGGCUACUAUAUGGAUUCCUUGCUUAUUUGAAAUACCACAAGAAAGUCCAGUUGUGUUCUCUUGUAGACUUAAUGAAUUAAAGACAUUUUUUGUUGCACUAAUAGACAAUUAUUAUGAACUAUUUCCUGAUUUUAGUGAUAGAAAAUCAUUAAGGCUAUCUUCUUGCAGAAAGUCAUGUCAUGAAAGAACACUUACUCGGUCACAGUCAGAAUGGGCAGCCAGUUCUGAGUCUGUUGAUAAAAAUAUUAAAUAA